This is a messenger RNA of Daldinia caldariorum, 3366 nucleotides long. Its product is annotated as DDHD domain-containing protein. The transcript is spliced from 2 exons. Lineage: Eukaryota; Fungi; Ascomycota; Sordariomycetes; Xylariales; Hypoxylaceae. Gene Ontology annotation, cellular component: cytoplasm. The record is from RefSeq and is a predicted model, not a curated record. Bases 165 to 3221 code for a protein of 1018 amino acids. Gene Ontology annotation, molecular function: glycerophospholipase activity; metal ion binding.
UAAUACAGUUAACUACCUGGUACCUAUCUCCCGCUAGUUAGUGCUUGUUGUUCGCGAUAGACACUUUUCUCCCAAUUUGAAGGUGUGGAGGGGAGAUAAAAGCUUGAGACCUUGAAGUCUCUAGAAGUAGUUCUGGGAGGUAGAUAAUCUAAUACGAACCGAUAAUGCCUUCAACAACUACAAUCAAUAACUACUUCGGAGACCUUCCGAAAGCACAUAACCGUGGCUCGAAAUGCCGGCUCGCCCCGAUAUCACAUCAUCCCUGCUCUGAUGUCGACGAUAUUCCGCCGGUAAACGCCCAAUACUUUUACGCGUCUUCUGUUCCCAUCGAUGAGCCCCUUUCCUCAGCGUCUGUUGCUGCUGCUGCCGAUCCUAAAUCAUUCAGGAGUAGUCUUCGUCCCUUCUCGCCAGCAGACAAUAACGCGAUAGAGAAAGCUUGGUUGAGUCUUGCUUCGGAUGUCUACCGCCAGAACCACUCCAAUGCCCGCCAGAACCGUCCUCCCAGCCCAGCUCUUGCCAAGGCAAAUAACGAGAAAUUACGUAGUAUCAUACGCCAUCUAGCUGUGGAACAUGCUGAGAAGCAUGCACGCGAAGGCCUCUCGCGAGAAAAGGUUCAGCCUUUGACUGAGGCCCUGCCGGACCCGGACAAUGCUGCGCUUUUAUGCUGCAAGGAGCUUAUUGUUGAUGUUGGAGUUGCUUUACGGUCAUCCUUCUGUGCUGUUGCUAGGCGGAGGCAGCAAGAGCUUAACCGAGAUAUGGUUGCUCAAGCUGUGAUGGCUGAGAUGAAUACGUUACAUGCCGAGUCAACAACUUCUGUUACGGAACGGCGCGCGCCACCUGGUAGCAACACACCUUCCAUCCAGUCACCGGUUGGCUCCGUGAUACGAUCAGAUCAGGCUAAUGAACGGCCCAAUAGCCGGCCUUCAAGCAUGAUAUCACAAUCUCCCGCGACAGGCCCGUAUCCCUCCAUCGAUAGAAGCGCUAAUGUACCAGUCCCUACCAAGUCUUCCUUAGUGGAUGACGGUAUCUCAGGUAGACCUUUUGUCCGCGUCGGUACCCCGGAGACUCCCAUCAAUUCCCCACCGGCAUCUUUUCCGAGAGCGAACACUUUUCAACCUAGCAGGCUUUCUGAGGGGAUGGGGGUUGAAGAGGCUAGGCCACCUCGUCCUACUUCAAUAGAGCAUCCUCCACCCUCUCCUAAGCCUGUGAAAGCGCCCAAGGUAAUUUCGCGCGAAGUGACGGUGGGUGUCUCCAGGUUACACGAAGUAUCUCUUCCCGCGUUGCAGAUGAAACCUAUAUACUGGUCUCCUGUUAACGAUAUCGCUACCGUUCUUCGUGCUACUUGGUUCUACAGAGAUGAUAUGAGACCUGUUGAUCCCACAGUAGCUAAUCAACUAGAAGCUGGAUAUAGAGAGCUUAAGCCUCACACGGAGACGUGGAACGACGAGCUCAGAUGUGCUGUAGAGGUUGGUCCUCUAGGUGAGGAAAAAGUUUCUCACCCCUUGUGGCCGAAUCCACCAGGAAAAGCCCCUAAAAAGGUGGACGAUUUGGGAGAGCCACCCAUAUCUAGCAAUCCCUUUUGUGCAGCCCGCUGUUUCCAUGGAGAAGCGGCGGCUGAGGGUAGUUUGAUACCGUCUCCAAACGAAGACAACUCUUCUCCUGUUCCAACCCACAAGAAGUUUGAACAGUAUCAUGUAAUAUACAAAGACCAGACGACAGCGUAUUUACUAAAGCCGAGCUUGAAACCUUCGGCAUAUUACGGCCGACGCCCAGUAGCAAAGAUAAUGAGAGGCAUCACCGUCGGCAUCCCGGUAGUAAGAGGUUUUGACUAUGAAGUGUGGAUGAGAAAACAUAAGAAGCAGGACCAGCAAUAUCAACAAAUACUUGCUGGGCUUAACAAUGCACAAGAAAAUGAUACGGAUGAUGUCUGUCCAGCCUGCAAGGCUGAAGAAGAGCGUGCGCAGGUCACAGACCUGGUCUUAGUCGUCCAUGGCAUUGGCCAAAAACUGGCCGAGCGAGUAGAGAAUUAUCACUUUACUCACGCCAUAACUGCAUUUCGCCGAGCUAUUAAUACCGAGCUUCAUAGUGACGCGGUUAAGGGGGCAUUGAGACGGGGUCAAAACUCCAUCAUGGUUCUUCCAGUGAAUUGGAGGCAAAACCUGUCGUUUGAGGACGGCGGACCAAUGAAGGAAGAAGAUAAAGAGCACUAUACGCCUGGAAACUUCAGCUUGAAGGAUAUCGAACCUAAGACGAUCCCUGCCGUCCGGAGCAUGAUAUCAGAUGUUAUGUUCGAUAUCCCCUUCUACAUGUCACAUCAUAAGCCAAAGAUGGUAGCAGCCAUGGUCAGCGAGGCGAAUCGCGUUUACAGACUCUGGUGUCGAAAUAACCCUGGCUUUGCGGAGAAGGGGCGGGUUCAUCUGAUCGGCCAUUCGCUAGGCAGCGUCAUGUGUAUUGAAGUGCUAUCGAGACAACCGACUGUUCCGCCACCUUUGCAGCUAACAGCACCGCUUCAAAUAAACCAUUUUGAAUUUGACACAAAGAAUCUGUUUCUUCUCGGCAGUCCUGUCGGGUUCUUUUUGCUAUUAGAGAGAGGUGCACUGCUACCAAGAAAAGGCCGCCGGAAACCAGGGGCAGACCCGGACGAUAUUGUGUCGAAAGACGUCGUUGGGGAAGCGGGUCUGUUUGGAUGUAUCGCCGUGGAUAAUAUCUACAACAUUAUGGCUAGGGAAGAUGCCGUCGCAUAUCUGCUCAACGGCACUCUGGAUCCGAAGUACGCGGCCAGCUUGAAAACAGCAUACGUGCCGAGUACAUCGACUUCUUUUCUGCAGUCUAUGGGACAUGCGAUGAUGAGCAUCGUCCCCGGGGUUGGAUCUUCCACGCCGGCUAACGGGGUCAACCCAGCGAUCCCGAGGCCGACGACGAUGCGUCUCCCUUCGCAGCUCGAGCUCGAAGUCCACGAUUUCACGCGCGAGGAGAUUGCCGAGAAGAAGGCUUUCCUCCUCAACGACAACGGACAGAUCGACUACUUCCUGCGGUCGGGCGGCGGCCCGCUCGAGCUGCAAUACCUGAACAUGCUCAGCGCGCACACGAGCUAUUGGGUAAACCAAGAUCUCAUCCAUAUGCUGUGCAUGGAAAUCGGACGGAAUCCCGGAAAGGCGAAUACGCUACCUGCGAUGAGAGCCGUGAAGGCUACGAAGCGGGUCAUUCCUUCGGCGGUUUGAAUAUAAUUAUUCAGGUUAGGUACCUGCCUAGGUAACUAUGUGUUAUUUUACGAAUUAUAUUUGCAUUUGCAUCUUUUGGUUUUUGGCCUGGAGUUCUUCAGGUGUGUUUUCUUUAUUAUGGGCUUAGACUUCGGUUGAUGACAUA